AUGAAACUCGUGAAACAAUUCAUCGAAAAGGACAAGUCCGGAUAUGUCACUCUCAUUCCCGAAGAGUUCGAAGACAUGUGGCACGUCUACAACCUCAUUCAAAAAUACGAUCAACUCCGCGCCGUCACUAUUCGCCGUAUCCAAUCCGAAAGUACAACGGGAUCCGUCGACAGCCAGCGGAUAAGACUGACUCUCAGCAUUUCAGUCGACAAUGUAGACUUUGACACGCAAGUCGGCAUGUUGAGGAUAGGUGGGCGAGUCAUCGUGGAGAACCCUCAUGUCAAGCUGGGAACAUUUCAUACGAUCGACCUGGAGAUGAACCGCAGCUUCACGCUGAUCAAGCCAGAAUGGGACGUCAUUGCACUGGAGAGAGUUCAGGAGGCCUGUGACGUUACCAAGAAAGCCGAUGUCGCCGCCGUAGUCUGUCAGGAAGGACUCGCCAAUAUCUGCUUGUUGACGUCAAGUAUGACCAUCAUUCGCCAACAUAUCGACUGUCCAGUACCAAGGAAACGCAAGGGCUCCGUCACCAACUACGAGAAGGGGUUGAAGCGGUUCUUUGAGCAGAUCUACCAGGCGAUUCUUCGACACAUUGACUUUGAUAUUGUCAAGUGCGUCAUUCUUGGAAGUCCAGGAUUUGUGCGAGAGCAGCUCUACGACUAUAUUUUCGCAGAGGCAGUGAGGACGGACAACAAGACGAUCAUGCAUAACAGGUCCAAGUUCAUCGCGGUACACACAUCCACAGGACACAAGCAGGCGCUUCAGGAGGUGAUGAACGACCCAGCCAUCAAAAUCAAGCUGGCAGAUACCAAGGCUGCGCAGGAAGUACAGGCGCUCGACCAGUUCUACGAGAUGAUGAACAUGGAUCCCGACAGGGCAUUUUACGGAUUCAAAGAUGUCUCAAAAGCAGCUGAGCGAGGUGCCAUUGGUACACUGUUGGUCACGGAUGAACUUUUCAGAGCUGCGGAUGUGGUUAAGAGGCGACAGUACAUUGCUCUUGUCGAGAGCGCACGUGCGUCAGGCGGCAAAGUCUUUGUGUUCUCUAGUCUUCACGUCUCAGGCGAGAAUCUGAACCAGUUGACCGGAGUGGCAGCAAUCUUGAACUUUCCCUUACCGGAUCUGGACGACGAGGAAGAGGGAGAGGAAGUGCCUGAAGACGACGCUGACCUGGACGAGGACGGUUUACCACGGAUGCACUCUAACCUGAACCGCGACAUUCUUGAUGCUGUGCUAGAAUGA
Molecule: messenger RNA, 1236 nt
Organism: Linnemannia hyalina
Lineage: Eukaryota; Fungi; Mortierellomycota; Mortierellomycetes; Mortierellales; Mortierellaceae
Source: the annotation of a GenBank genome assembly